AUGCAAGAACAUAAAUCUUUCUUGAUAAGAGAUCUCCUUGGGGAUGUAUUGGGUGAACGUGUUCAAGAUGACUCGGAAGAUGAUUCUGCACUUCAUUCGGAUUCUGAGGAUACGAUAGACCCUGGGCACAGCCCCUGUACUCGAUUGGAGAGCCCCCCGCCCGUGCUUUCUCCUUCAUCGGGCUCUGCCCAGAAUUGUGGACCUUCCGGCAAUGUCACUAGCGGUCGAAAGCCUCGACGAAGACGCACUGCAUUCACUCAUGCACAAUUGGCAUAUUUAGAACGUAAAUUCAGGUGUCAGAAGUACCUUAGUGUCGCCGACCGUAGUGACGUGGCUGAUGCAUUGUCGUUGUCUGAAACCCAAGUGAAAACUUGGUACCAGAAUAGAAGGGUAAAACUGAGGAAAGAGAGGCAGAGCAAAGUUUUCGCGUCUGCGACAUACCCAUAUUGGUUUCUGUCCUUUUGCAAAAGUCAUUGUAAUAGAAUAACAAUAACAAGAAUAACAAUGCUGGCAUCUAAAAAUUAA
This is a messenger RNA of Diachasma alloeum, 525 nucleotides long. RefSeq names its product homeobox protein GBX-2. Gene Ontology annotation, biological process: regulation of transcription by RNA polymerase II; cell differentiation. Lineage: Eukaryota; Metazoa; Arthropoda; Insecta; Hymenoptera; Braconidae. The coding region runs from base 1 to 525 and encodes 174 amino acids. Gene Ontology annotation, cellular component: nucleus. The record is from RefSeq and is a predicted model, not a curated record. Gene Ontology annotation, molecular function: DNA-binding transcription factor activity, RNA polymerase II-specific; RNA polymerase II cis-regulatory region sequence-specific DNA binding. The transcript has 4 exons.